CAUAUGGGUGAGGAUGGUCAAAAUGGAACUGUGGAAAUUAUACCAAACUGAAGACAAACAACCGGAUCCGAGCUCAGUUAUAUUUGGGGGCUGUCACUCCAAAACUACAAUUCCCAGAAUGCAUUUCACGAGUACAGGCGUGUCAUAAAAGCUCAGUUAUACAAGCUCAGUGUGGUAGCAGGAACCUGUUUUCCAUAGGUUCCUAGCUAAGUUAACCAAGGUGGAACAAAAGGCCCCUCCCCAAGAAAUCAAGCUCUGGGAUUGGAGUUUGAGCUCAGCCUCCAGAUGGGACCGGAAUUUACCUUUGUACUCCAGGCAGUCCUGGGUUGGUGGUGCCUGACUGGGUGUGUCCAGAACUGGCUGCCAUCCUGACGACUCAGAGCUGCUAGCAGGUUCUGUGAACAGCCGCCAUGGCCUCUGGGCUGGCAGAAGAGUCUGAACCAAGUUCUGGGGAGUCUGAGCUGGCAGUGAACCCCUUUGAUGGGCUCCCCUUCUCUUCCUGCUACUAUGAGCUUCUUGAGCAGCGUAGAGCCUUGCCCAUCUGGGCUGCUCGCUUCCUGUUCUUGGAGCAUUUGGAAAGUAGCCCCACUGGAGUGGUGCUGGUGUCUGGGGACCCUGGCUCUGGCAAGAGCACCCAGAUUCCUCAAUGGUGUGCAGAGUUUGCGCUGGCCAGAGGAUUCCAAACAGGACAGGUUACAGUCACUCAGCCCUACCCUCUGGCAGCCAUGAGCCUGGCUUCAAGGGUAGCUGAUGAGAUGGACCUGACCCUGGGUCAUGAGAUUGGAUACAGCAUCCCUCAGGAAGAUUGCACUGGGCCUAACACCAUGCUCAGGUUUUGCUGGGACAGGCUAUUUCUGCAGGAAGUAGCCUCGACCCGGGGCCCUGGAGCCUGGAGUGUGCUGAUACUGGAUGAGGCUCAGGAGCGGGAGCCUGGCGGAAAUCCCACCCUUGCCUACAAGGACACUGUCCCUACUGACCUAGUGGAAGCUGCCUGCCAAGCUGUGCUUGAGCUGUGUCAGCGGGAAGAGGUACCAGGAGAUGUGCUGGUGUAUCUGCCUAGUGAGGAGGAAAUUUCUCUGUGCUGUGAAUCCUUGUCCAGGGAGAUGGGGAUGUUGGCUGCCCCAGGACCUACUCCAAGGGUGCUACCCCUUCACCCCGGCUGUGGGCAAGCCAUCCAGACUGUGUAUGAAGACACAAGAGUGAGUGUCCGGAAGAUCGUGGUCACUCAUUGGCUGGCAGAUUUCUCCUUCUCCCUUCCUUCUGUCCGACAUGUCAUUGACUCGGGACUGGAACUUCGCAGUGUUUACAAUCCUCGGAUACGGGCAGAAUCCCAGGUGUUGAGACCAAUUAGCAAGUGUCAGGCAGAGGCAAGACUGCUGCGGGCCAGGGGGUUCCAACCAGGAUCCUGCCUCCGCCUGUACUCUAAGUCCACCCUAGAACUAGAGGCUCCCCCACUGCCCCACCCCAAAGUAUAUGAAGAGAAUCUGAGCUCCCUGGUGUUGCUACUAAUGAGGAAACAGAUUGCAGAGCCAGGGGAGUGCUGCUUCCUGGACCGGCCUGCACCAGAAUCACUGAUGCAGGCCCUGGAAGACUUAGACUACCUGGCUGCGCUGGAUGAUGGUGGGGGCCUGUCAGACCUUGGAAUCAUCCUGUCGGAGUUCCCCCUGCCCCCGGAGCUGGCCAAAGCCCUGCUGGCCUCCUGCGAGUUUCACUGUGUGGAUGAGAUGCUCACUCUGGCUGCCAUGCUCACGGCCGCUCCUGGGUUUACCCGGCCUCCGCUUUGUGCAGAAGAAGCUGCCUUGCGUCGGGCUCUGGAACACGCAGAUGGCGAUCACAGCUCUCUGAUCCAGGUCUAUGAUGCCUUUGUACAAAGUGGAGCAGAUGAAGCUUGGUGUCAGGCUCGGGGUCUAACCUGGGAGGCAUUGUGUCAAGCCCACAAACUCCGAGCCGAGCUUGUGGACCUCAUGCAGCGGAUUGAGCUUCCCCUGUCCCAGCCAGCCUUUGGCUCCGAGCAGAACCGCAGAGACCUUCAGAAAGCACUGCUGUCAGGAUACUUCCUCAAGGUGGCCCGAGACACGGAUGGGACAGGAAAUUAUCUGCUUCUCACCCAUAAACAUGUAGCCCAGCUGUCUCCAUACUGCAGCUACCGAAACCGCAGGACUCCAGCCCAGCCACCCACAUGGGUGCUGUACCACAGCUUCUCCAUAUCUAAAGACAACUGCCUUUGCAUUGUCUCUGAGAUUCAGCCUGAGAUGCUUCUGGAGAUCGCCCCUCCUUACUUCCUGAGUAACUUGCCCCCCAGUGAGAGCAGAGACCUCCUGGACCAGCUGAGAGAAGGAACAGCAGAGCCGUCAGCAGUGACUGAAACUUCCUCUCCCCAAGAGUAUGGAGACAGCUGUGUUCUGCAGUGAGCUGACUAAGAAAUGGAGGCAGCCUCAUCACAUAGUGCCAAGGCGGUCGGCCAACUUAGAGACCCAAAGUGUAGGGCAAAGACACUCCUAGCACCCACGAGCCAAGAAUGUUAGGAGGGAGCAAACAGAGCCGCAGUUCAGAACAAGGCAACCCUUUCCGUCCCUGUCCAUAGGCAGGGAGCCCAUGUUGCUCACCCCAGCCACAUGUUGCCCCACACAACCUUGUCUCCUUGGGACUAUAAAAGAUUUUGGGGGCCUGGAGAGAUGGCUCAGGGUUUAAGUAAGAGCACUGACUGCUC
Molecule: messenger RNA, 2710 nt
Organism: Arvicanthis niloticus (Nile rat)
Lineage: Eukaryota; Metazoa; Chordata; Mammalia; Rodentia; Muridae
Source: RefSeq, a predicted model, not a curated record